Messenger RNA from Camelus dromedarius (Arabian camel), 2612 nucleotides. It is a transcript of the gene AJAP1, whose product is annotated as adherens junctions associated protein 1. NCBI's taxonomy places the organism in Eukaryota, Metazoa, Chordata, Mammalia, Artiodactyla, Camelidae. The record is from RefSeq and is a predicted model, not a curated record. Gene Ontology annotation, molecular function: beta-catenin binding. Bases 152 to 1402 code for a protein of 416 amino acids. The transcript has 6 exons. Gene Ontology annotation, cellular component: plasma membrane; adherens junction; cell-cell contact zone.
CUGCGCCCCGCGGCCGGCGGGCGGCGGGCAGCGGGCGGCGGCAGACGGAGAGCCAGAGACCGGCGCCGCGGGACUGAAGCGAGCGGGCGCGGACGCCGCGCAGAUGGCCGGGGCGAGCGAGAUCUGAGGCUCCGCUCCCCGAAACGUGACCAUGUGGAUUCAACAGCUUUUAGGACUCAGCUCCACGCCCAUCCGCUGGCCCGGCUGCUCCCGGGGGAGCCAUGCUUGGAUACUCAUAGCCAUGUUUCAGCUCGUCCUGGACCUGCCGUCGUGUGAGUCCCUGGGCCCGGGCCCCGAGUUCCGGCUCCUGCCCCGGCCGCCCCACCGGCCGGCCCGCUUGUGGAGUUUUAAAAGCGGGCAGCCCGCCCGGGUCCCGGCGCCCGUGUGGAGCCCCCGCCCGCCCCGCGUGGAGCGCGGUCACAGUCACGGGCAGAUGCCGGGUGUCCGGGCCCGACGGGCGCACAGACCCAGGGACCAGGUGGCCGCUCUGGUGCCCAAAGGGGGGCUGGCCAAGCCCCCAGCCGCUGCCAAAUCCAGCCCUUCCCUGGGCUCCUCCUCCCCGUCCUCGUCCUCCGUGGGGGGCAGCGGGGCCCCAUCGGACCAGCAGGCCCUCCUGAGGCGGGGAAGGAGGCACCUGCAGGGGGUCGGCUUCAACAGCUUUGACUUCCGCGGCAGCCGGCCCACCACGGAGACAGAGUUCAUUGCCUGGGGGCCCACAGGGGAGGAGGAGGCCCUGGAAUCCAACACAUUUCCGGGCAUUUACGGCCCCACCACAGUCUCCACCUUCCAAACACGAAAGACAACGGUGGCCACUGCCACCACCACCGCCACCGCCACCACGGCCACCUCCAUGACGCUGCAGACUAAAGGGGUCACCGAGCCCCUGGACCCCAGGAGUAGGAUCCUGGUUGGGGUUAGCACAACGGAGCCUUCCGCCAGUCCCAGCAAAGACAGUGACAAAGACAGCAAGCCCCCGCGGGUUCUGGGGGAGACCUCAGGUUUGGCGGUCCAUCAGAUCAUCACCAUCACCGUCUCCCUCAUCAUGGUCAUCGCUGCUCUGAUUACAACUCUUGUCUUAAAAAACUGCUGUGCCCAGAGCGGGAACACGCGCAGGAACGGCCACCAGCGGAAGGCCACCCAGCAGGAGGAGAGCUGCCAGAAUCUGACGGACUUCACGCCCGCCCGCGUGCCCAGCAGCCUGGACAUCUUCACGGCCUAUAACGAGACCCUCCAGUGUUCGCACGAGUGUGUCCGGGCGUCCGUGCCCGUGUACACCGACGAGACGCUGCACCCGACCGGGGAGUACAAAUCCACGUUUAACGGGAACCGACCCUCCUCUUCUGACCGGCAUCUUAUUCCUGUGGCCUUUGUGUCUGAGAAGUGGUUUGAAAUCUCCUGCUGACUGGCCGAAGUCUUUUUUACCUCCUGGGGGCAGGGCAGACGCCAUGUGUCUGUUUCAUGGAUUCCGUUGGUGAACUUGUAAAAAAAAAAAAUCAAAAAUUACAAAAACCCCCCCACAAAACCUAAAACUAAACUAUGUAAGGGGAGGGUCCCCGCGCCCACCACCUCUGUUUGCCGGUGGGGAACUCGCAGAGCAGGACGCUGUAGGCCAAAUAUAUUUUUAUAAAGAUGCUGUUGCCUAUGGGAACUGCCUUCUCCCAGAGCUGCUUCGGGGAACAGGAAGCAGACCCGCGAGGGAAGGAAGGACCUGGAGGCGGAGGGAAGGGACAGGAAGGAGGUCGCGCCGGACGCUGGGAUUUGUACUUCGAUUCUGAACCCGUGCCAAUAAUACCAUUAUGUGCCAUGUACUGACCCGAAGGACUUGGGGACAGAGCUGCAGCCACGCGAGCCGCGAGGAGAAGUCGUACAGAAAGCAGGAGCGAGAAUCUCUUCCGCCAGAGUCGCUGUUUCUGGUUACUAUACAUAUAUAAAUAUAUAAAUACACACACACACACACACACACACACACACACACACACCCCUUUUUUGUACUGUAGCAAUUUUUGAAGAUCUUCAAUGUUCCUUUUUAAAAAAAAAAGAAAAUGUGUUCUCAGUUACGAAAUCAGAUUUAUUGAACAUGCUUAGUACGCGUAGAAUGAACUGGUGUUUUCUACUCUGCAGACUCGCACACGUGCACACACACACACACACACGCACGCACACACAUCCGCAGACGUUGGACACGGAGCUCCACCCGUGAGCAUACUCCUUCUGGUGACCUGGCGCCCCGCCGCCAUCCGUCCCGGACGGGCGGCCCCGACCCGCACGCGGCGACCCUGGCCUGGCAAGGUCCGCACGUGCUGGCUGCCUGCUGGGUGGCGCCAGAGGUGUGCUGAACUGUCAUCUUGGGCCAGAACGAAGAACGCCAUGGUUUUAUAUGCAUACAUAUAUAUACAUGUACUAGAUAGACACAUAAAUACGACCUUUUUCCAUUUACCUGUUUGAAGAAGCUACCUGACAGCCAUGUGCGCCCUCGUGUGGCCGGCCGCUCACCAGCUGGCCUGAGCGUCACAUUGGGAGGGUGGGUGAUGGGCUCCUGGCCAUCUUUGUGUUAUACGAGCCUAGACCGGAUUAAAGAAAAUGUUCCAGUUCCAAAAAUUAAAGGCCUGCAG